Messenger RNA from Dioszegia hungarica, 675 nucleotides. Its product is annotated as HIT-like domain-containing protein. The transcript has 4 exons. The record is from RefSeq and is a predicted model, not a curated record. Lineage: Eukaryota; Fungi; Basidiomycota; Tremellomycetes; Tremellales; Bulleribasidiaceae. The coding region runs from base 1 to 675 and encodes 224 amino acids. Gene Ontology annotation, molecular function: catalytic activity.
AUGCGCAUUCCCUUGUGCUUUUCUUCCAAGCCAACAACGACGGAUGAGCCGAUCCGCCCUCCGCCUCGAUCGAUAGCUCACGCUCGGACCGCCAGCACAGCGGAUAUUUACCAUCCCUGGGUCGAGCCAGAUCCUACAACGCUGAAGAAAGCGGGGUGCAUCUUUUGUGAUGUGUCCAAGGAGAAGGGGUUUGCGGUGGUGCACGAGGAUGAAGAGUUGAUCGCUUUCCGGGAUCGAUCGCCGAGGGCCAAGGUGCAUCUGUUGAUUAUACCGCGGUACCACAUCGCGGACUCUGUGAAGAGCUUGACUUCUGACCAUGUACCGCUUUUGGAUCGCAUGAUCUCCCUUGCCGACACCCUCAUCCUCUCCUCAGAUCCAUCCUCGCCGGACCCAGUCUCGGCGUCAGCGAGGCCCAAGCUAGGCUUUCAUAUCCCGCCAUUCUCCUCGGUCCCGCAUCUCCACCUGCACGUCCUCGUACCGCCAUAUACCUUCCUCGGCAAACUGAAGUAUCCCAUCUCUCACCGGUCCGGAGGUACAUCUACGAACACGUUCCCGGAAGACGGGAAGGGCAUAGGAAAGAGGGGUAGUGGGAAAGGGUGGAGCUGGUUCGUCGAAGCUCGGCAGGCGAGGGGUAUUCUGGAGCGGGGCGGUAGCGUCAAGAUCGGCCGAUCAUAG